Molecule: messenger RNA, 3387 nt
Organism: Lasiodiplodia theobromae
Lineage: Eukaryota; Fungi; Ascomycota; Dothideomycetes; Botryosphaeriales; Botryosphaeriaceae
Product: Cytoskeleton assembly control protein sla1
Exons: 5
Coding region: 1-3387 (1128 amino acids)
Molecular function (GO): identical protein binding; protein-macromolecule adaptor activity; cytoskeletal protein binding
Source: RefSeq, a predicted model, not a curated record
AUGGCCUUUCUCGGAGUCUACCGCGCCAUCUACGAUUAUGCGCCGCAGGGCGAGGGCGAGCUGGAACUCAAGGAUGGCGACCUGCUGUUCGUCCUGGAGAAGGACUCUGACGAUGACUGGUGGAAGGCCAAGAAGAAGGCCGCCACCGACGACGAGGAGGAGCCCGAGGGCUUGAUACCGAACAACUACGUCGAAGAGGCCCAGCCCCUCGCAAAAGCAAAAGCUCUCUACGACUACACCCGCCAGACUGACGAGGAGCUGUCCUUCACCGAAGAGGCCGUCCUCGACGUCUACGACACCUCGGAUCCCGACUGGACCUUGGUUGGCCUGAAGGGCGAGUUUGGCUUUGCCCCCGCAAAUUACAUUGAUAUUACAGAGACUCUCGAGGCCGAGGAGCAGGCCCCGCCGCCGCCUGCGCGCCCUCGCCUCCCCGACCCAGAGCCGGAAGAGGAAGAGCCGGCCGCGCCGACUCCUCCAUCUCCCGCCGCUGCCACCGAGAGCCCCGCGGCUGCUCUCGCCGGUCUCAUCCAACAGAAGACCGGCCAAGCGCAGGCCGCAGCCCCUCAGCGCACGGUUGUCUCCCCUCCCCCGGCCAUUAGCCUGCCGCCGCGCCAGCCCCAGUACACCCCCGAGGAGUCCGAGGAGGAGCCUCCUGCUCCCAGAUUACCCCAGAGACCCAUCUCCCAGGUCUCCUCGCAGCCGUCGCCCAUCCCUACCCCAACCUUCCCUAACCGCGAGUCGUCGAGCCGCUCCCCGCCCGGCGGUGUCAUGCCUUCGCCGCCCUACAAUCGAGCAUCCCACCCCCGCGUUGAAUGGGACGACGAUGUCAUCAAGAAGGAUGUCAAGGUGCCGCAAGGCUAUCACUUGUACAAUAUCCACGAAAUGGUUUCGCAUAUGGGCAAGAGCAAGAAGAUGCCAAUGACACUGGGCAUUAACAUCCCUAAGGGCUUGAUUAUGAUAGCUCCGGAAAAAUCAAGGGAUGGUCCUCAACGCGAGUGGACUGCUGAUAAGAUGCAGCAUUAUUCAAUCGAGGGAAAGCACGUUUUCAUGGACCUUGUCAGGCCAAGCAAGAGUGUAGACUUCCAUGCCGGCGCGAAGGAUACCGCCCAGGAGAUUGUCGCCAUGCUGGGAGAACUGGCUGGCGCGGCCAGGGGCGAGGGUCUACGCGAAGUCCUUGCUGCAGCCUCUGGCGGCACCGGCCAAAAGAAGGGCAAGAUUCUUUACGAGUUCAUGGCUCAGGGGGAUGACGAAGUCACGGUUGCCGAGGGCGACGACGUUAUCGUUCUUGACGAUGCUAAGAGCGACGAGUGGUGGAUGGUACGACGACUGAAAAACGGCAGGGAGGGUGUUGUACCCGCAAGUUACGUCGAGAUCACCGGCUACAUCGCAUCGAAGGAAGACCCCGGGGUCCUUCAGGCCAGGUCGACCGUGGAGCAGAACCGGCUGGACGAGGAGCGCAUGGCGAAGGAGGCGAUGAUGAAGAAAAAGAGAGAAAGCGAGAUGCGGGCGGCAGAGAGAAGCAAGCGCGAUAGCUCGGCGUCCAGAUCUUCAACCGCAAAACCGAAGCCCGACCCCGGGAAGACUCGCACCUGGACCGACCGCACUGGGUCGUUCAAGGUCGAAGCCGAGUUCAUUGGCUUGAAAGAUGGCAAGAUCCAUCUCCACAAGCUCAAUGGAGUUAAGAUUGCGGUACCUGUCCCCAAGAUGUCCGUCGAAGAUCUAGAGUACGUUGAGAGGGCUACCGGCGUGUCCUUGGACGAAGACAAACCGCUCUCGGAUAUCAAGCGGAGAAACACGACAAAGGAGGGCCGCGAGAACCGGUCCUCCUCAGCCCCACGGGCGGGAAUCACGAUCGGUCUGCCGGAACCGACUUACGAUUGGUUCCAGUUCUUCCUCGACUGUGGUGUUAACCCGCAGAUUUGCGAGCGGUAUGCACAGUCAUUCGCGAAGGAUCAGAUGGGCGAGGAGAACCUGCCAGAUAUCUCGGAGAAGCUUCUCAGGACUCUUGGUCUGAAGGAGGGCGAUAUUCUGCGUGUGAUGAAGUUCUUGGACAACAAAUACGGCCGUACAGGUGAGAAUCAGAAACGGGGCGACGAUGCCGGAGACGACGAGGGUGCCAACGGGGGUCUUUUUGCAGGUCCAGGCGGAGCGCUCAAGAACAACACGCGGAAGGGCCGUCCGGCGCCAGCCGUGCAGACGAACGACGUCAUCGACCCCGAGGCGCUCAAGGCGAAGACGGCGGACGAUGUGAAGAAGGAUGCGACAGGGGCUUCGUCUGGCGCCGGGGAGAAAACACCGGGUGGUUUCGACGACAACGCAUGGGAGGUCAAGCCGUCGAAGCAGCCUGAGCAGCCAGCGACAAGCGAACCCGCUACCACCGCCGCGACCCCUGCGACAACCGCCCCCGCCCCUGCUCCUCCAACAGGUGCCAUGGCCGAACUUUCGAUCCUCACGCCUCCGCUAGAACCCACGCCUGCCCCGCCGCCAGCGACAACUGCUCCUGCUGCAGCCCCGGCCGCCGCGCCCGCUCAGGUUCCGCAGCCCACUGGUCCUCAAGGUGCCACUCCUGGUCUGUUCGAGCAGGUUGCAAACCUUCCUCAGGCACCUCCCAGGGCACGGCCGCAGGCACCGCAGCAAACAGGUGCGAACCCGCUCAUUGCCCCUCCGCCGCAGCGUUCGUCGUCAGCGCCUCAAAACUACAACCAGUUUGGCCCUCCCCAGCCCAUUCAGCCGCAAAUGACUGGCAUGCCUGCACCGCCGGGUCAGAGUCUACAAGAACUUCAAAACCAGCAGCGUAUGCAGCAGUUCCAGCAGCAGCAGAUGGCCAUGCAGCACCAGCCCAACGGUUUCAUGCAGCCUCAGCAGACUGGGUUCCCCGGCCAGUUCGGCCACCAGGGUCCUCUGAUGCCGCAGCAGACAGGCUUCAUGCAGCCCCAGCCUACAGGCUUCCAGGGCCAGUUCGGCCAGGGCCCUCAGAUGGGCAACCAGUUCGGCUCGCCCUUCGCGGAUCCCACCCCUCGUCCGAACUCUUUCGCACCCGGCAUGCCGAUGCAGCCUCAGCCCACCGGUUUCGGCCACCCCGGCGGCUUCCAGCCGCAACCCCUUCAACCGCAGGCCACCGGCGUCAAUGCCUUCCUCCCAGCCGCUCUCACGCCCCAGCGUACUGGUGCCACUGGCACCUGGAACAACAAUUCCAACUUCCAGGCCCCGCCCGUGCCACCGAUCCCCCAGCAGCAGACUGCUGCACCUCUUGUCCCUCAGAAGACCGGCCCGCCACCGCCGGUCAGGUUCGGUGUCAGUCCUUCGGCGAAGAAAUUGGCGGCUCAGCCUACCGGCAGAAGGGCGAACUUGAGUCAAGCUACUCCCGACAAUCCGUUCGGCUUCUAA